AGAAACCUUGUCUCGUCUAUAAAAGCGUGGCUUUCGUACUCGAUGCGUCAGAACACGUUUCGUCUUCUACGAAUAUUUUCAUCAUCAUAUCGAGCGAGUUGAAAAAUGACUGGUCGUGGAAAGGGUGGUAAAGGAUUGGGAAAGGGAGGAGCGAAGCGUCACAGGAAGGUACUUCGUGAUAAUAUCCAGGGUAUCACGAAACCAGCUAUUCGUCGCUUGGCUCGUCGUGGUGGUGUCAAACGUAUUUCUGGAUUAAUUUACGAGGAAACUCGUGGCGUGCUGAAAGUUUUCCUGGAAAACGUAAUUCGUGACGCAGUUACGUACACGGAGCAUGCUAAACGAAAGACUGUAACGGCUAUGGACGUCGUCUAUGCGUUGAAGAGGCAAGGACGCACUCUGUACGGUUUUGGAGGUUAAGAAAGAAAUUUGCGUCGACGUGCGAUUAUCAACGAUUGCUAAACAAACCGGCCCUUUUCAGGGCCACAAUUUUUUUUCGAACAAAGGAACCUUCUUCGAAACAUUUCAUGAAAUUCUUUUCAAUGAUUAUUACGCGUUAAUAAAUUUAUUCCUAUGAUUUACGUCCUACAUUGUGCAUUUAAAUAUAUUAAUUUAGUAAUUUCGAUUGAAAUAUACAUAAGAACCAACCAACAUUAGACACGAAGAUCGGAUAAUAAAUUUCUCGUUAAUCCAAUGUUAACUCAUAACCGUUCUGCAAUGGAGCAAAAUAAUUCCGUUUGUUAAUCUUAACGCUACACGAACAACUUCUUUAUGUACACUUUCUUCAAAAUUAUUUGCUGUUAUUACACGAAUAUUCGUCGAAGGACAGACUUAGAAUUGAUCAAAUAACUUACGUAUAUCUAAGAAAUAUAUUUUUUAAAAUUGUAUAAGAAAAUGUAUAUAGAAAUUCUUAACCUAUCGACUACGAAUGAUAGAAUGGCGGUGCCGAUACAACGUUGCCACAUUUCCCAGCGUCUCUACCAUGCACUCGUCGCUAAUAAUUCCUCUAUAUAAAUCGCUGUGUUGCCAUACGUAACUCCUAUCAAUAAUAAACAUGCACAUAUGUAAGUACCUUGGUCUCUCGAAUAAAGACAAAUCAUAUUAUA
Megachile rotundata (alfalfa leafcutting bee) is the source of this 1103-nucleotide messenger RNA. RefSeq names its product histone H4. Gene Ontology annotation, molecular function: structural constituent of chromatin; protein heterodimerization activity; DNA binding. The record is from RefSeq and is a predicted model, not a curated record. NCBI's taxonomy places the organism in Eukaryota, Metazoa, Arthropoda, Insecta, Hymenoptera, Megachilidae. Gene Ontology annotation, cellular component: nucleosome.